Penicillium chermesinum is the source of this 7773-nucleotide messenger RNA. RefSeq lists its product as uncharacterized. Gene Ontology annotation, molecular function: oxidoreductase activity; 3-oxoacyl-[acyl-carrier-protein] synthase activity; fatty acid synthase activity. The record is from RefSeq and is a predicted model, not a curated record. Lineage: Eukaryota; Fungi; Ascomycota; Eurotiomycetes; Eurotiales; Aspergillaceae. The transcript has 11 exons. Gene Ontology annotation, biological process: fatty acid biosynthetic process; secondary metabolite biosynthetic process. Bases 1 to 7773 code for a protein of 2590 amino acids.
AUGCUACCCGAGAUCAUUCAGCGCUGGCUGGCGCUCGAAUGGCCUACCAGUGGACGAGUCUCAGCAAAUGAGAAAACCCCGCAUAUUUCAUCCAAUAAGAUCAAUAAUGGCCUAUUUCGAGACGAAAGUAUGAAUGGGCACGUUGCCCAUCCGUGCACGUCGCUUAUGCCAACGGCAGCGGUUAAGAAUGACGAAAUUGGUGCGCUGCCAGUUGCGAUCGUGGGGAUGUCAUUUCGCUUUCCACAGGGGUUGGAAUCGGAAGAUUCUUUCUGGGAGGCCUUGACAAAGGGACGUUCAGCAUGCUCGACUUUUCCAAAGAGUCGCAUCCGCAUGGAAGGGGUGUAUGAUCCAGAUGAGGAACGAUUAAACGGGUUUCCAUUAAGAGGCGGGCAUUUUGUUGACGGCGAUGUGGCCGCUUUUGACGCACCGUUCUUUACCAUCGGACCUGGGGAGGCCGCUGAGAUCGAUCCACAAUCACGAAUUCUCCUCGAAACGACAUACCAUGCGUUAGAGAACGCUGGAAUUCCGAUGGAGCAGGUGUUCAAUUCUAAAACCUCCGUGCAUACUGGCAGUUUCGGCGAUGACUACAAGACCUUUUCCACUCGUGAUCCGCAAUUCGGUGGCCAAUAUUCAGCCAGCUCUGUAUCUUCCAACAUGCUCGCGAAUCGUAUCAGCUGGUUCUUCAACCUUCGCGGUGAAUCGAUUAAUAUGGACACUGCUUGCUCCAGUACGCUCGUGGCCUUCCAUGCAGCAUGCCAAGGAUUACGCAAUGGAGAUGCGCACAUGGCCAUUGUAGCUGGUGCGAACCUCUUCCUGAGCCCAGAUAUGGCCAUGUCCCUGAACAAUCAGGGUUUCUUAUCACCCGACGGUCGAUGUUGGAGUUUCGAUGAGAAGGCAAACGGAUACGGACGUGGCGAGGGCUUCGGAGCCCUGAUUCUAAAGCGCGUUAGCGAUGCCACCGUCAACAACGAUACAAUUCGUGCGGUUAUUCGCGCCACAGGGACGAACCAAGACGGGCGCACGCCGGGAAUCGUUCAGCCCAGUCGACAAGCACAAGCAGAGCUCAUCCGAGACACGUACCAGAAGGCAGGGUUGGACAUGCACCUGACGCGAUAUGUGGAGGCGCAUGGAACAGGAACGCCGGUCGGUGAUCCUAUUGAAGCGGGGGCAAUUGCGGAUGCCUUUCAGAGCUCUAUUUCUCCCGCCCGUCCGCUGUAUGUUGGUUCCGUCAAAUCUAAUAUCGGUCAUUUGGAGGGAACUAGUGGCAUUGCUGGCCUUAUCAAGAGCGUCCUCAUGCUCGAGCAAGGGAUGAUUCCGGCCAUUGCAGGCUUAGAAAAUGUCAAUCGCACUAUUGAAGAAAGCCAUCCCGAUCUGCUGUUCCCACGAAAGCUCUGCCAGUGGCCAUCAAACGGCUUACGGCGGUUAUCUAUCAACUCCUUUGGAUUCGGGGGCACCAACGCGCAUGUCAUUAUGGAAGACGCUCAUCAUCAUUUGAAACUGGCUGGACUAGAUGGAUACCAAAAAAAGAACAGUUUCACAUUAGCGCAUCUGGAUCCCCAGAUACUUAUUCUGUCUGCACAGGACGAAAAAGGAGUUAGCCGCCUGGCAGCUGCCUAUAACCAACACUUCCAGGCGGCAAAGCAUCUCAUCAAUGAGACCUAUCUUUCACGCCUCGCAUACACGCUCAACUAUCGUCGGAGUGCGCUACUCUGGCGAUCUUUCGUCAUUUGCGAAUCUCCGGCCCAAUUAGCAUCUGGAAUUAAGCCAUCCCGACCUGUUCGGGCUCUCAAAGCCCCCCGCCUGGCGCUCUGCUUUACUGGCCAAGGAGCGCAGUGGGCUGCUAUGGGUCGCGAACUGCAGCAAUAUACGCUCUAUGCGCAGAGCAUCGCAGACUCAUCUGCGGUUCUGAGGACCUUAGGAUGCCCCUGGAAUCUGGAAGAUGAGUUAUCACGAGACGAAAUACAAACAAGAAUCAGCGAACCUGAGUUUAGUCAGACUCUGUGCACUGCCGUUCAGAUUGGUCUGGUGGACCUGAUGGAAAGUAUAGACGUCCACCCGACGGUAGUAGUAGGUCACUCAUCAGGCGAAAUUGCUGCUGCAUAUUCCACUGGGGCUCUGGACCGACGAUCCGCGAUCAGCGUUGCCUACUAUCGAGGUCUUCUAUCCUCUCGGCUUGCGACUAGUAAGACCGAAAUUGGUGCAAUGUUGUCAGUCAACUUGUCUGAGGACGGAGUUACCCCCUAUUUCGAAGCUAUUGAAUCCCAAUAUGGACACUUGGGUAUCUCCGUCGGCUGCAUCAACAGCCCUGGGAACAUCACCAUCACCGGUGACGCCGAACAGAUCAACACCCUCAAGGAGACUCUCGAUCUGGUCGGUAUAUUUGCACGCAAACUCCCAGUCGGCGUGGCAUACCAUUCUGCUCAUAUGCAAACCAUUGCUGGAGAAUACCUCAAGUCCAUGGGGAGGUUAUCUUCUCGCCAUGGAUCCCUCGUCCCUGCCAUGGUCUCCUCAGUGACAGGCGAGCUUGUCACACCCGAGCAGGUUAGGCGCAAUGAAUAUUGGGUGCAGAACAUGGUCUCACCAGUUCGAUUCGCCACCGCCUUGGCAGUUGCUGUCUUGUUGAGGGUUCAAGAAAACGGUGAGAUCAUUCAUGACAGUAGAUUGCAAGUUGAGGACGUCUUGGAAGUAGGCCCGCACUCUGCCUUGCAACGGCCUAUCAAGGAUACGUUGAACGUAGCCUGUCGGAAUGCAGCUGCCGGAUAUACAUCUCUUCUUAUUCGUGGUGUAAAUGCAGUUCAGAGCUUCUUCAAUGCUCUCGGAUACCUCUACUGCCGUGGACACCGUACCAGUAUCCAGACACUCAACCGGCUGAACAUGCGAAUGCUCCCGUUACCCACUCUACUGACCAAUCUACCGGAGUACCCUUUCGACCACAGCCUCUCCUACUGGAGAGAAUCACGGGUAAGCAAGGGCCACCGGCUACGGGAAGCACCGCGUAACGAUUUCCUGGGGAUACGAGUGCCAGACUGGAAUCAACACGAGGCCAAAUGGAGAAAGCGAAUCAAGCUAACUGAAGAACCGUGGAUUGGAGACCACAAGAUCGCGCGAGUGAACAUACUUCCCGGGGCGGCUAUGCUAGUUAUGGCUGUAGAGGCUGCUAAGAGCAUUUCUCGAUCCCGAUCUGAUCGAGCGAUUGCGGGAUACACGUUAAGAGAUGUAUCUUUCUCUCGAGCACUAGCUAUCUCAGAAAAUCCCGAUGGUACCGAGGUGGAGUUCUACCUCCGGUCUAGUGGACAGUCAGCUGACCGUGAGAACCCCUGGUCGGAGUUCCGGCUCUACUGCAUUGAGAAUGAUAGUUGGGUCGAGGCGUGUCGGGGGCGUAUCCAAGUUUCCUACAUUGAUGAGAGCGGCCUAGUUGACCAAGGGCAACAAGCUCAGCAAGAAUGGAAGCGACAUGCCACGGAGUUCUGUCGCAUUCGCAACUCCUGUCCGCAGAAAGUCGAUAUGGGGCGCAUCUACAAGGUACUGGCACAGAAUGGCAUCGACUUCGGCCCCGCCCAUCAGGCCAUCAAGACAUGCGCGUACAAUGAUGAACUGGAAUGUUUUGGGGAGAUCAAUCCCCACCAAUGGAGAGUCAAGGCCCGACGGUUCAGUCAGACGGACUUUACGGUCCAUCCAACCUUCUUGGACGGAUUAUUCCAAAUGGGCCUGGUCGCUAUGACGAAGGGUGGCACUGAGAUCUCCCCCAGCGUGGUUGCCGGGAUUCGUUACCUCUGGAUUGCAGAAGGAGGAAUCCCACCCCUUCAGGAUCAACGCGAUUCGCCGCAUAUGGUAGCAUGGAAUCAAUCAGCUUUCCUGGGUCUCGGGAAUACCACUUCCAAUAUUGUGGCCCACGAGCCAUCGCUAGUACGGUCAGUGGUGGUUGUUAAUGGCCUUGAGGGGAAGUUCCUGACGGAGAAGAGUAAGAGAGAGGAAGCCCGCCGUCUUUGUUGGAACUUUGACUACCGUCCCGACAUUGAGAUGUUGACCACGGAAGAACUGCUGGCCCAGGUCACGACCGGGAUCCCCUUGCAACCGGCGCCUUUGGAGUUGGAUCACGACGUUAAGCUGCUGUUGUACCUUUGUAUCUUGCGAACAUUGAAGGGGCUCACAGCUAUGGAUAAGGAUAAGCUCGCGCCCCACCAUCACAAAUACUUCGCGUGGAUGGAGCGUGAACAGCAGAAGUUGUCCACAAAUGCUCCCGCUACCAAGGGCAUCGAUUUCAGAAAGGUGCUGAACGACGAAAUCUUUUACCGAAAUCUGUUGGCUCGCCUUGAAGGUCUCAACACCACCAACGGCCUGUCUAAAACCCUGGCCUUCGUCGAUCUCUACGCCCACAAACAUCCGGAUAUGAAGAUCCUGGAAAUUGGAGCAGGAACUGGCGGUAUGACAAGAUAUAUUCUGGACACAUUGACGCAGAACGGUUCCCGUGAAGCCGGGGCCAGGACUCCGCGGUUUUCUCAUUACACAUACACCGACAUCUCAGCCGGCUUCUUCUCUGAUGCUGCAAGUAUGUUCGAGGGCCUCUCAGACAAAGUGGCUUUUUCUGUCCUGGACGUCGAGAGGGACCCAGUGAAACAAGGCUUUGAGGAGGCGGCCUACGAUCUGGUCAUCGCCGAUAAUGUCUUCCAUGCCACCGAGGAUUUGUAUACUACUUUGCGACAUGCAAGGAAAUUACUCAAACCAGGUGGCAAGCUUGCACUCUUUGAACUUACGGACCCUGAAGUUGUCCGUACUAAUUUUGCAUUUGGAUUGCUUCCGGGGUGGUGGCGUUACCGGGAUGCAUAUCGCACAUUCAGUGCUGGUGUUUCAGACACAGUCUGGGACGAACUACUCAAACGCACUGGAUUUUCGGGCAUCGAUCUGAACCUUCAAGAUUAUGAUGAUCCCGUCUGUCAUGAACACAGUGCUUUGAUCACAACCGCAGUCGCUGAAGCCAAAGACUGUUCACGGCCACCUCCGCGGACUUUGAUAGUCUUGGAUUUUACAUCCACCAUCCAAGAGACUGUCGCGAACAAACUAACAGUAAACCUACAGCACUCUGGGGUCCCUGAGACCAUCCACCGUUCUCUAGAGGAGGCUGCACAACUGCCUAAUUUGAAAGAGUGGUUCUGCAUCAUGAUGCUUGAUCUAGGAGAGACAUCUAUUCUAGCCAACAUGAAUGAGACCGAGUACCAACAGAUCAAAAUCUUAUUACAAGCGGACGGAGGUAUGCUAUGGGUCACCCGUGGAGGCGGUGUUAGACCUGAACGACCCGAGCAUGCUCUGGUGCAAGGCGCACUUCGGGGACUGCGUAUGGAAGAGCGACACUCAAAGUUUAUCUCUCUUGCACUGGAUGCCACUCCGGUUGAUACAUAUCAUAUAGCGAACCGCAUCGGUCAGGUAUUUGGGGCUAUUUCUACCCGGCCGGUCAAUGACUGUGAGCAGGAAUACGUGGAACGGAAUGGUCACCUGUGCGUUGAUCGAUUUAUCGAGGCCGACUAUCUGAAUAAAAGCCUUGUCAAUCUCAUGGCAGAUACGCAAGUGGGCGAGUCCAGAUUUGGCGAAUAUCCCGCAUUGGCGCUCAGCAUCACCUCACCUGGACUAUUGGACAGUUUGGAGUUCGUCGAGGAUGAUGCUGCCAAAUCGGAGCUCGCUUCAAAUGAGAUCGAAAUUGAGGUUGAGGCGAGCGGCGUCAAUUUUCGAGAUUGUCUUAUCGCACUGGGCCGACUCUCUGGAACCAGCUUCGGCUUUGAGUGUGCCGGUACGGUCUGUCGCAGAGGGCGAGGUGUACAGAACGUGGCGGUUGGAGAUCGGGUCUGCGCGAGUGCCUUGGGAACCUAUCAGACGUAUACGAGGUGUGACGCAAGUGAGGCUAUUCUUAUCCCCGACACUAUGUCCUUCGUCGAGGGCGCCUCUCUUCCGGUCGUGUUUACCACCGCCUUCUAUGCUUUGGCUCAUGUCGCAAACAUCCAACGAGGAGAAUCAAUUCUCAUCCACUCUGCAGCCGGAGGCACAGGCCAAGCGGCUAUCCAAGUUGCUCAGAUGCGAGGUGCUGAGAUCUUUGUCACCGUCGGGUCAGAGGACAAGAAGGCACUGUUGAUGAAGACUUAUCACAUUCCAGAGAACUGCAUCUUUGAUAGUCGCAACACCUCCUUUGUUAAGGGCAUCCUGGGACGUACUGGUGAAAAACGUGGCGUAGAUGUCAUCCUUAACUCGCUGAGUGGAGAUUUCCUGGUCGAAAGUUGGCAGUGCAUCGCACCUUUCGGCCGUUUCCUGGAGCUGGGGAAGAAAGAUAUUCUCUCCAAUAGCAGUUUGCCAAUGCUGCCCUUCUCAAACAAUGCAUCAUUUCACGCCAUCGAUCUCAAUGAAGCUCGGAAGUAUCAGCCCAGACUUUUGCAACGGCUGCAGAAAGACAUCACCGCCAUGCUAUCCGAUGGUCGGAUUUCUCCUCCGCAACCAAUUCAUAUGUUUGGAGUCAGUGAGGUUGAGCAAGCGUUUCGUUAUCUCCAGAGUGGAAAGAACACGGGGAAGACCGUGGUAGAAAUGAGACGUCGCGACCUGGUAAAGACGAAUUUGAAAACCAAAUCCACCUGGAAAUUCGACACUAACGCCACAUAUGUGAUUGCUGGCGGGUUGGGCGGCAUUGGCCGUAGCACAGCCAGCUGGAUGGCUCAACGAGAGGCAAAGAACCUGAUUCUGCUGUCUCGAUCAGGGAUUUCGAACGACGAAGGAUGGGAGUUAGUAGACAACUUACGCAAACAAGGAGUGAGAGUGGAAGUGCCCUGCUGCGAUAUUACAGAUUUUGCCUCUCUGAAGCAGGUGUUAGACAGUCUUCAACGCCGAGUACCCCCGAUCAAGGGCUGCAUUCAGUCAGCAAUGGUCCUCCGAAAUAAAGUGUUUGGAAACAUGACAUACCAAGAUUGGGCCGACACUUUCGCAUGUAAAGUCCCAGGGACAUGGAACUUGCAUCGGUUGCUCCCAAAGAAUAUGGACUUCUUCAUCACGUUUUCAUCUAUCGCCGGAGGAAUCGGAGGGACUGCAUCGGUCAAUUACUCAGCCGCUUGUGCAUACCAAGAUGCUCUUGCCCAUUACCGUAACGCCCAGGGCGAAAAGGCAACUACGUUCAAUCUUGGCGUCAUGUUGGACGACGGAGUGCUGCGUGACAACGAUGCGGUGCGGACCGCAUUGAUCGGGACAGGUUAUCUGCUGGGCAUCACACAGCGGGAAAUGUUUGCUCUACUGGAAUACCACUGUGACCCGUCUCUCCCAAUACCCAGCACUCCACUGAGGUCUCAAGUGCUUGUUGGCAUUGACGUGCCCUCUCGGAUCGAGGCUCGCGGAGCGGAGAUUCCUAUCAUCAUGACCCGACCACUCUUCCGAGGAACAUGGAACAUCACGGACGCAGAUGGCUCUGUCAAGGAAGAGGCCAAGGCAGAUGUGGUAAAAGAUCUGGCCGGUGUCCGGUCAAGAGCCGAGGCGGCGGAGAUCAUCGCACAAGCGCUGAUGCAAAGGCUCAGCAAGGCGUUGGGUGUGCCUAUAGGAAAUCUAGACCCGUCGAAGGCGAUGCAUGCUUACGGAGUGGACUCUUUGGUGGCAGUAGAACUGCGAAAUUGGUUCAAGUGGAGGCUUGAUGCUGAGGUAGCUGUCUUCGAGAUCCUGGGGAACGCAACAUUUGAAGAUAUUGGGACGCUGGUAGCCGGUAAGAGCCAGUUGGUUGCGACGAUGGUUGGUGAAAUAGUGCCCAAGACAUGA